Opisthorchis viverrini is the source of this 198-nucleotide messenger RNA. RefSeq lists its product as hypothetical. The transcript is spliced from 3 exons. The record is from RefSeq and is a predicted model, not a curated record. The coding region runs from base 1 to 198 and encodes 65 amino acids. Lineage: Eukaryota; Metazoa; Platyhelminthes; Trematoda; Opisthorchiida; Opisthorchiidae.
AUGUACCAGAAUGAACUCCAGAAAGACGACCUGAAAUUUUGGAGUCUCCGACGGAAAGCCAGUGAGCCUCGACACAACAGAACAACUUUUACCGGUCUGACACUUGCUGAAUGUCGGUAUGUGGAAGGGGGCAAAAUAUUCUCCCUCAGUCCAGUGCAUUUAAGUAGACCCACCGGUCCCCAAAAGGACCAUAAAUAG